CCGCGGAAGUGGAGGCCGGCGGGCAGGCGGUCGAGCCAGGAGACUGAAAGUUGUGGAAGCAUAACUUGUGGCAUAGGUGUCUUUUGAGGAAGCAGCCAUUUAUGAUUCUGGAAGAUUAAGGCAAGAGAGGAAGCCCCAUCUGAGAUUUUAACCAACCUUUCAAACAGCAGACUACACCAUGGACACGAAGCUGGACCCUUCCAGAGAUGAUCUGCCUCUUAUGGCCAACACCAGCCACAUGCUUGUGAAGCACUAUGUGCUGGAUUUAGACGUGAACUUUGAAAGUCAGACCAUUGAGGGCACCAUAGUGCUUUUCUUUGAGGAUGGAAACCAAGUCAAGAAACAAACUAGUUCCACCGAGGAAACCUGCCAGUUGGAGUCAAGUGAAGCCUGCACAUUUAGGGCACCUGAGCCCUGCCAUAUUCCUGCAACAAAUGCAAGGACCGUAGCAUCUAAAUUGGGAUAUAAUGAUUUUGCAAUCUGUGAUAAAGGUGAAAAAGAUACUUUUGAUAAAGAUGGUAACCAUGACAACCAGGAACAGGCUUCUGGUAUCUCUAGCUCAGAGUACUGCUGUGACACAAGGAACCAUGGGAGAGAGGGUUUUUUGCUGGUGUUGGACUGUUGUGAUUUGUCUGUGUUAAAGGUCGAGGAGGUGGAUGUUGCUGCUGUGCCAGGUAUUGAAAAAUUUACAAGGUCUUCCAAGCUCUCAGUUAUUUCUGAGGAGCUCAGGAAUGAGGUUGUUGGUGAACUUGUGACUCUGCCUGCGGAUCGUUGGAGGGAGCAGCUGGAUUAUUAUGCUCGCUGUGGCCAGGCUCCUGGCUGUGGGGAACUGUUCUUUGACACUGAUACUUGGAGCUUACAGAUCAGGAAGCCAGGGGCUUUGACGGCUUCUGAUUUCCCUCAUGCCAUCAGGAUAUGGUACAAGACCAAACCCGAGGGGCGGUCAGUUGCUUGGACCUCAGACCAGAGUGGCAGGCCAUGUGUUUAUACUGUGGGAUCUCCCAUAAACAACAGGGCCCUUUUUCCGUGCCAGGAGCCACCCGUUGCCAUGUCAACAUGGCAGGCUACAGUUCGAGCAGCUGCAUCUUUUGUUGUUUUAAUGAGUGGGGAAAAUUCUGCCAAGCCAACACAGCUUCGGGAAGGGUGCUCAAGCUGGCAUUACUACGUAACCAUGCCAAUGCCCGCUGCCACCCUCACAAUUGCGGUGGGAUGCUGGACAGAAAUAAAGCUGGAGAAGGAUCUGGUGACAGAACGACCCUUCUCAUCUUCCGAGGCCAACUUCAGGUGUGCUGGUGUUUGUGGUCACGUGGAAUACCCCUGCCGCUUCCAGAAUGCCUCUGCCACUGCCCAGGAGGUCAUUCCUCACCGAGUCUUUGUCCCGAUGUGCCUCCGGGAUGUCUGCCAAGAGACCCUUCUGCCUCUGAUCCCUCCUUGCCUCUCAGCUGCACACUCUGUCCUGGGAACACACCCAUUCUCCCGGCUGGAUAUACUCAUUGUCCCUGCUAACUUUUCAAGUCUGGGGAUGGCCAGCCCACACAUCAUCUUCCUCUCUCAGAGCACCUUGACAGGCAUGAACCACCUCUGUGGAACGCGUCUCUGCCAUGAAAUUGCUCACGCCUGGUUUGGCCUUGCCAUCGGGGCCCGGGACUGGACAGAGGAGUGGCUCAGCGAAGGCUUCGCCACUCACUUGGAAGAUGUGUUCUGGACCAAAGCACAGCAGCUGUCACCCCACGAGGCCCAGGAGCAACAGGAGCUGAGAGCCUGCCUGCGCUGGCGUCGCCUCCAGGACGAGCUGCGGAACUCCCCGGAGGAGAUGCAGGUGUUGAGACCCAGUAAAGAGAAAACUGGCCAGGUGAGCGACUCGGGAGCAUCUGUGGUCAAACAUGGACUCAACCCUGAGAAGAUCUUCAUGCAGGUUCAUUAUCUAAAGGGCUACUUUCUUCUUCGGUUCCUUGCCAAAAGACUUGGAAAUGAAACCUAUUUUUCAUUUUUAAGAAAAUUUGUACACACGUUUCAUGGACAGUUGAUUCUCUCCCAGGAUUUCCUUCAAAUGCUGCUGGAGAGCAUCCCAGAAGAAAAAAGGCAGGAUCUAUCUGUUGAAAACAUCUUCCGAGACUGGCUUGAGAGUUCUGGAAUGCCAAAGCCUCUGCAGAGCGAGAGCCAGGCCGGGGCGGAGUGCGGGCUCGCGCGGCAGGUGAGCGCCGAGGUGACAAAAUGGAUUCGAGUGAACCGCAGACCCCGAAAACGGCGGCGAAGGGAGAAAAACGAGGUGUUUGAAAAGCUCCUUCCGGACCAGCUGGUCUUGCUUCUAGAGCAUCUCUUGGAGCAGAAGACUUUGAAGCCCCAAACUCUGCAGAGCCUCCAGAGGACAUACCGCCUCCAGGAACAGGAUGCAGAGGUCCGCCACCGGUGGUGCGAGCUCGUGGUGAAGCACAGGCACGCCCAGGCGCACAGGCACGUGGAGAGGUUCCUUCUGGAGGACCAGGCCAUGGGCGUGUACCUGUACGGGGAGCUGAUGGUGAGCGAGGAUGCCCGGCAGCAGCAGCUGGCCCGCAGGUGCUUCGAGCUGGCCAAGGUGCAGAUGGAUGGACCCUCAGCCGAUGUGGUAGCCCAGAUGCUGUUCUAAAGAGGAAAGAUCACAGGUUCUCUGACACGUCUCCUCCCAGCCCUGGUGGGACCAGGAUCGCCUUGACCCUGGACAUCAAAGGAGGGGCUGGGGGCUGCUAAAGCCGUCAGUCGACAACACCGUGCAUCUCGCCGCACCCUCUGUCCAGAGCAGGGCUCUGCUGAGUCCAUGCAGCGGAGGGUCCUUUCGGACACAGUCCCCACCUUUGAGGUGUGGAGUCCGUGUGGCAGAGCUGGGCCUCUUGCCUUCCAGCCGUGGAUGGUCUGGGACACAUGGCAGAGCUGAUGCCAGCCUCUCUGCCGGUGGCUGCGCCCAGAGGUUCCUGUGAUUCCCGAGAGGCACAUCUUGCGCACACGGGCCUGGCCAGCACCCCUGGCUUCCUCUCCUGGGCGAGUCCCGGAAGAUUCUGCAGAUCGUUUUGUCGAUGUGUCUAAUAUUCAGAUUUUUGAAAAAUUUUCAUACUUUUUUUGUAAAAAUGCAGGAUAAGAAUCUUAGGCGUAUUAAUAAAAUGUGAAGGAUUUGGU
This is a messenger RNA of Marmota flaviventris (yellow-bellied marmot), 3150 nucleotides long. Lineage: Eukaryota; Metazoa; Chordata; Mammalia; Rodentia; Sciuridae. The record is from RefSeq and is a predicted model, not a curated record.